Messenger RNA from Phycomyces blakesleeanus NRRL 1555(-), 1341 nucleotides. RefSeq lists its product as hypothetical. The coding region runs from base 1 to 1341 and encodes 446 amino acids. Gene Ontology annotation, cellular component: precatalytic spliceosome; U4/U6 x U5 tri-snRNP complex; U4 snRNP. Gene Ontology annotation, biological process: spliceosomal tri-snRNP complex assembly; mRNA splicing, via spliceosome. The record is from RefSeq and is a predicted model, not a curated record. The transcript is spliced from 7 exons. NCBI's taxonomy places the organism in Eukaryota, Fungi, Mucoromycota, Mucoromycetes, Mucorales, Phycomycetaceae.
AUGGAUGUCAAGGCGUCACCCGAAGAGACAUCGACUAGCGAUCUAUCAGAAAACGCGAACGAUGUUAAGAAAGUAUCAAAGCUACUUUACAGCAAGCAUACUCAGGACAUAUUGAAGGUAAUUGACUACUUUAAAUCUCAAACCAGUGGCAUGACAAGAGAUGCCGGUGAGGAAGACGAAGAAUAUAAUUUGAUUAUUCAAGCCAAUGGAAUGACAGCCGACAUUGACAGUGAAAUUCAGACUGUUUACAAAUUUUUGCGAGAUCAUUAUGCACCUCGAUUCCCAGAACUUGAAUCCCUUGUUCUCAAUCCGCUUGAUUAUGCACGAACAGUCCAAGCCAUUGGCAAUAACAUGGACAUUACCAAAAUCGAUUUACGACCUAUUCUUCCUUCUGCGACCAUCAUGGUCAUUACUGUCACUCACACUACAACUAGUGGGCGUGAACUUAGCCCAGAAGAAUGGAAGAUCACCAAAGAUGCUUGUGACAUGGCUCUUGGAUUGGACGCUGCUCGUAAAAAGAUUAUGAGUUAUGUAGAAUCGCGAAUGUCAAUUAUUGCUCCCAACCUUUCAAAUGUGGUCGGAAGUUCGACAGCCGCAAAAUUACUGACGGCUGCUGGUGGUCUGAUGGCAUUCUGUAAAAUACCGGCUUGUAAUGUACAAGUAUUGGGAAGCAACCGUAAAACAAACACAGGAUUCUCAAGUGCAAGUAUGGAGAGACAUGUUGGAUACAUUUAUCACUCGGAUACUGUGUCAGCCGUACCACACGAUCUUCGUAAGAAGGUUGCAAAAAUCCUGGCAGCAAAAUGUGUUCUUGCAGCUCGUAUUGAUGCCCAACACGAAUCCACAGAUGGUGAACAAGGACGGAAAUUUAGAGAGGAUAUUGACCACAAGGUCGAGAAAAUGCAGGAAGCAGCACCUCACAAAAUCACAAAGGCAUUGCCUAUUCCUGAUGAAGGACCUAAAAAGAGACGUGGUGGGCGAAGAAUUAGAAAGAUGAAAGAAGCAUAUGCAAUGACUGAAUUGAGAGCAGCCCGUAAUAGAAUGGUGUUCGGUGAAGCAGAAGACGAAGUUGAUUUUGGUGAUGAGACUGAAGGACUUGGAAUGGCAGCAAAACAAAUUGGAAAGAUUAGGGCUUCAGUAGCUGACCAACGCAACAAAGUAAAAGCACCUAAGCAGAAAUCGUGGAAUACUUCUGGAUUGACCUCUGGGCUGGCGUCCUCACUUUCUUUUACACCUGUACAAGGUAUCGAACUCAUUGAUCCUACAGUUCAAGCAGAACGGGUUAAGAAAGCCAACGAAAAGUACUUUGGAGAUGGUGCAUUUUCAACAUUUAAGAAAUAA